This is a messenger RNA of Linum trigynum, 273 nucleotides long. NCBI's taxonomy places the organism in Eukaryota, Viridiplantae, Streptophyta, Magnoliopsida, Malpighiales, Linaceae. The record is from the annotation of a GenBank genome assembly.
AUGGGUACUCCUUCCCCAGCAAAGCAAACGUCGCCUCGCGGGACUCAUCGCCACUUGCUGAGGGAUCUCUCGACGCACCCCUCUACUAUGUCAACUUUCUACUUAAGCAGGCAGGAGGUGAUUCAGCAAGGUGGAACGACCAUUAUCGAUGCACCCCUCUAUUAUGCCAGGUGCCUGAUUGAGCAAGCAGGAGGCGAUUCAGCAGUAGAAGCGAUCUCAAGAGGCGAAACAGCCAUUAUCGUGUUCCCUCCACUAUGUCACGUGUCUGCUUAA